Molecule: messenger RNA, 915 nt
Organism: Psylliodes chrysocephalus
Lineage: Eukaryota; Metazoa; Arthropoda; Insecta; Coleoptera; Chrysomelidae
Source: the annotation of a GenBank genome assembly
CACAAAAUCUAACCUCAAAAGUUAAACAUUUUUUUGUAAACUUUCCAAAAAUAAUAAAAGCAAACUUAUUUCUAAUAUCGAUCUUUACAAUUUUGAAGCAAUGCCGCUACCUGCAGCUUUGUUAGCUAAGCUAAAUAAAAGGGGCAUUGUUACAGGAAAGCAAAAACCUACAGAACAUGUUUCAAAAAAGCAAGACUUUAAAGGAUUUUCAAUUUGUCCUAACAAAUCCAAUAUUUAUCAUGAAUGCAAUGUUUGGUGCGAAACUCACUGGAAAGGAGUAUCCACACCAGAUCCAAAAUACUACAAAAACAUGCAGAAAUUAUUAAGCAAAUAUCCUUUACCUAUGAACUGGACGGAAGUUUUUGAUAAAGGAAUUGGUAGAUAUUAUUACUGGAACAUGGAAAAUGACCUAGUCUCUUGGCUACCACCUAAACAUCCCAAAUCUUUAAAAUGUCAGAGUGCUGCAAAACUUCGUGAAAAUCGAUUAAAAAUGAAAGAAAGAGAGGGACGUUUAGAAAAAGAAAAGGAAGUUGAUAGGACAAAAGAACGAGAAAGGGAUCGAGAUAGAGACAGAUCUUCAGAUGAUGAAGAGAGGCCUUACAGAAGCAAACAUUCUGACAGGCGAGACAGGGAAAGAGAUAGAGGUAGAGAGCGAGACAAAGAAAGGGAUGAUAGAAGAAAACGGAGAGAGGAACGGUACAAAAAACGUAAAGAUGAAAUUGACCCAAUGGAUCCUGCUGCUUACUCAGAUGUGCCACAGGGAGGUUGGAGUGAAGGAUUAGAAACUAAUAAAGGAAGGGCUGAUAACACUGCAUCUGGUGUUCUGUAUCAACAAAGACCAUAUCCUGCACCUGGAGAAGUAUUAGCUGCUAAUAAGGAAAAAUCCAAAAAGGAUAAAUAAAUAUUUUUCUUUAA